CAGCACAGUCGCGUCCCAGCGCGCGUUACGCUGAGCCGGCAGCAUGUGGAACGCGACCCCCAGCGAAGAGCCGGGGCCCAACCUCACGCUGGCCGGCCUGGACGCGCCUCCAGACAACGACUCGCUGGCCGACGAGCUGCUGCCGCUCUUCCCCGCGCCGCUGCUGGCGGGCGUCACGGCCACCUGCGUGGCGCUCUUUGUGGUGGGCAUCGCGGGCAACCUGCUCACCAUGCUGGUGGUGUCGCGCUUCCGCGAGCUGCGCACCACCACCAACCUCUAUCUGUCCAGCAUGGCCUUCUCCGACCUGCUCAUCUUCCUCUGCAUGCCCCUCGAUCUCGUCCGCCUCUGGCAGUACCGGCCCUGGAACUUCGGCGACCUGCUCUGCAAACUCUUCCAGUUCGUCAGCGAGAGCUGCACCUACGCCACGGUGCUCAGCAUCACAGCGCUCAGCGUCGAGCGCUACUUCGCCAUCUGCUUCCCGCUGCGGGCCAAGGUGGUGGUCACCAAGGGCCGGGUGAAGCUGGUCAUCCUGGUCAUCUGGGCCGUGGCCUUCUGCAGCGCCGGGCCCAUAUUCGCGCUCGUGGGGGUUGAGCACGAGAACGGCACCGACCCUCGGGACACCAACGAGUGCCGCGCCACCGAGUUCGCAGUGCGCUCCGGCCUGCUCACGGUCAUGGUGUGGGUGUCCAGCGUCUUCUUCUUUCUGCCUGUCUUCUGCCUCACCGUCCUCUACAGUCUCAUCGGGAGGAAGCUGUGGCGGAGGAGGCGCGGCGACGCGGCGGUGGGCGCCUCGCUCAGGGACCAGAACCACAAGCAAACCGUGAAAAUGCUGGCUGUAGUGGUGUUUGCUUUCAUCCUCUGCUGGCUGCCCUUCCAUGUAGGGCGAUAUUUAUUUUCCAAAUCCUUUGAGCCCGGCUCCCUGGAGAUUGCUCAGAUCAGCCAGUACUGCAACCUCGUGUCCUUUGUCCUUUUCUACCUCAGUGCUGCCAUCAACCCCAUUCUGUACAAUAUCAUGUCCAAGAAGUACCGGGUGGCAGUGUUCAAGUUGCUGGGAUUGGAACCCUUCUCCCAGAGAAAGCUCUCUACUAUGAAGGAUGAAAGUUCUCGGGCCUGGACAGAAUCUAGUAUUAAUACAUGAUUGAGCACAUUGCUGAGCAUAGUCACCGCUUGUUAUUCUAAACCAGAAGCCAUAGCACAAGCAGAACUUGGGAAGAAGAUGAAGGUUCAUUUUGGAAUUAGGGACACAUAGAUCUGGAAACAACUGGGGGGAAAGAAAAGACAUACUCUGUAGGGUGUGAGCAGUUUGACUUGAUUGCACACUCAUCAGUGCUCUCAUACACUAUUCCUGCAUUUUCACCACCAUGAUUUUGCAUUCUGCUGCUGGUGCUGGUGAGGGCUUUGCAAUUCAGAGAAAGAAGGAGGUGCAGAGUGGGCAAUUAGGACACUUCCUGGUGGGGAAAUACUAAAUCUGAUUUGCUUUUUCAUAAUGAUCAAAAUUAUUUGGUUAAAAGAAUGACAUUAAAGUAAAACAUAUAAAACAUAACUGAAAAAAUAGCAAUUUUCAUAAAUCUCUAGAGUAGUGCUGUUCAAGAGAAAUAUAAAGCAAGGCACAUAAGUAAUCAGUGUAAAAAUUAUGAAUGAGAAAUUUCCAUUCUUUUUUUCACACUAAGUCUUUGAAAUCUGAUAUAUUUUUCACACUGUCCACCUCAAUUUGGACAUUAAGUUUUCAUUAGAAAUACUUGAUGUAUUUAGGUUUCAUAAAAUUUACAGGUGAAAAAGUAUAUUCAACAACUAAGUUGUCUAAAUACACUUAAAAAUUUUCCAAUAACUAAAACAACUAUAAGUUUUUAAGCAUAAAAUUAAUUAAAAUUAAAAUUCAGUUCUUCAGUUGCACAAGUCACAUUUCAAGUGUUUAAUAGCCAAAAGUGGUUAGAGAUUACCAUAUUGAACAGUGCAGCUCUGGAGAAUAUACCGAAUUCCCAUUAAUCUUACACAAAAUAGAUACCCUAUCCAUGGAAUUUUUUUAAAGUGAAAUUAGCAUAGCAGAAUUUCAGAGUGAUAAAUCCUAAAAAUUACAUCUAAAUGCCCUACUCUUCAAGAUGGGAAGAUAAUGGAUAGGAAAUGUAUAUGAUACAUUUUUAAAUUAAGUUGACUCAAUGUGUUAAUAUUCAGAAAAUGAGACUUAAUAAAAAAUGUAUAGGUAAUCACAAACUGCUUAACAAAAAUACUUAAGCCAAUCAUAAGGCUUUGAUUUGCAAAUAAGGAAAUAGUUUAUAACUUACUCUGGCAAGCUUAAAGGAAACUUAAUGAACAUAGACAUUUUUCAAAUGGUGAAGACAGGCACAUGUGAAAAACACAGAAUGUCCUAAAUGCUACUGCUUUUUAACAUCCAAAACUUUUAAGAAUCUUAUAGCCAUUUAUUUUAAAAUGCGUAUGCCAUGUCCUGUCUCCAAAUUAGUUUUGCUAUUUACAUUCCAUUACUUAUCUGAUAGAUAUGUUUAGAUUUCCAGUUUCCCUCUUAAUCAUAAUUACGAAUGAGUAGAUACCUUCAACUAAAUAUGAUACAUUUUGGCGAUAAAUCUAAAAUUUUACUUAAUAUUGACAUUGUUCCCUGAAUAGUCAACCCUUUGCAUAAUAUAUUUAUUCCAAAAAUUGUCUCUUUAUAAUCCUGUACAAUGCUAAGUCAUAUAAGAAGUUUCUAUUAAAUUUAUUGGUUCAACUAUAGAACGGAUUGAGCCAUUUAGGGAAAUUACUGUCAUAAUUGCUUUUCCCCCCACCGAAAGGAAAGAUUAUCAUGAUGAAAUAAUUGAUUGACUAUUUAUUUUGGAAAUAUCAAACCACAACCAUAAUUAGAAUUAUUUCUCUAGAGAGAUAUUUCUGAAAUUCAUUUUGACACUAAAGCUGUACCAUCAAUUUGAUCUAAAUGCAGAACUUUAGCAAGUUGAUUAUUUGGUUAAUUCUUAGGAAUACAUCAAUAUAUUUAAA
Messenger RNA from Galeopterus variegatus (Sunda flying lemur), 2985 nucleotides. RefSeq names its product growth hormone secretagogue receptor (gene GHSR). Gene Ontology annotation, molecular function: growth hormone secretagogue receptor activity. The transcript has 2 exons. The record is from RefSeq and is a predicted model, not a curated record. Gene Ontology annotation, cellular component: plasma membrane. NCBI's taxonomy places the organism in Eukaryota, Metazoa, Chordata, Mammalia, Dermoptera, Cynocephalidae. Bases 44 to 1138 code for a protein of 364 amino acids. Gene Ontology annotation, biological process: G protein-coupled receptor signaling pathway; hormone-mediated signaling pathway.